This is a messenger RNA of Westerdykella ornata, 3072 nucleotides long. RefSeq lists its product as uncharacterized. Gene Ontology annotation, biological process: proteolysis. Gene Ontology annotation, molecular function: serine-type endopeptidase activity. The transcript is spliced from 7 exons. The record is from RefSeq and is a predicted model, not a curated record. Lineage: Eukaryota; Fungi; Ascomycota; Dothideomycetes; Pleosporales; Sporormiaceae. The coding region runs from base 1 to 3072 and encodes 1023 amino acids.
AUGCCCUCUUUUGCGCCUCCAAGGAGGCCGCAGGUAACAUAUGGCUUCCUGCAGGGGAUGCGGAAAGCGGAGUCACAUCCUAUCACGUCUGCUCAAGAUGUCGUCGACGAUGUGAAGAAGCUGAAAAUUGACUUUCAGGACAGUGCAUCUUACGGACCGUUCAGAGAUAAGCAUCUGAAGCGUCUUGAAAGGGGCCAAACGACGGGGAGUAGUACCUAUGGUGGUGGAAGAGCUGAGGAUGAAGUGCUGCACAUCAUAGCCAAAGACACGGACGGCCGAGAGUUUCAUCAUUAUGCAGAUUUCACGGCUUGGGCGAUCAAGAAUUACCGGCCUUUAUUGCAAUGCAGAGACGCGGGGGGUUAUCAGCCUCUUCACCUGGCACUGAUGAAUCAGAACCACGCUUUCGUCUUUAUGGUGCUGGAACGGGCUAGCGAAGUACGGGCUCUGCUUGAGGACUACUCCAUGGUGGCCCUGACCUGUCUCCAUCGGGCCAUCUGGCACAGGAGCCCAUUCACCGAGGCCAUCCUUGACAAGGUUAUGGAAACAGGCGACACAGAAAGGCGCAACCAACACAGUUCGAUCAACGACAAUAAGAAUGCAUCUAGUAGCGACGGCGGCAUCAAUCCGCUUGACGAUAUCUUUACUGCUUGUUCCACAGAUCAUAUCAGGGAUGCCCAGAGAGGGUGUCCAGGCAUGACACCGCUCCAUUUCGCCGCCACAUCUUGGCUCCCAACUCCAGACGACGACGAAGAGUACGACCGAUGUCAAGCUGCUCUGCGAGAACAAAAACGAUCUGUAGUAAAUAGAGUUGAAUCCCCAUCGCAAAUCAGUGAGGUAGAGGCCAAAAACUCGACUCCACCGCAUGUGACACGGGUGAAGCGCGAUAGCCUUAUCGUGACCUGUCCGGUCAUGGAAGCGGACAAAUUCUUCAAGACAGGCGUCCGCAAACUCGACAUCCUCGACGACGCUUCCGAUCCGCACGUCAAACGCUUCCGCGAAGCGGUCGGCAAUCUCCUUGGUGCUGCGACGACGAAGGAGCAACCGAGAACGCUUCCGAAUCGACCAAAACGCUUCGAUCUGUUGGCUAUCGUAAAAAAGUUGAUCAAGGCCAGACCUGAUGUUCUACUGAAGAAGCAUGAAGAGGGAAGCACCCCGUUUCAGGCCCGCCUGGAUGCCUACCAAGAGCAAGAUGCGGACGUGGUGGAAAGCGAGCUCACCAACGGAGACCCUAUGACGGAGAGGAAUGAUGUGAGUGGACUCAGGGAUGACAAGGAGCGUCAAGACAAAAUCGUCAAGGACCCUGUGUUGCAUUAUAUGCGAGAAUACAUCGUGAGCAACUAUGGCCGUCGAGACGCGAUGAAGGCUUUGUAUAGGCCAGGUGAAGAGCGAGUCCUCGAAUUCAAUCUUGUCGGCUUGCCUCAUCCCAGUGUGGACUCGGAUUUUCUGGACGGGUUGGGAAACGUUCUACGGUUCGAAGGCCUACUCAAGGAAGUUGCCAUUCCGCGGCUUAUUGUUAAAAACGACGAGGAGGUGGACCUACCGGAGGAUAAAACGGACUCGAAGGAACCGGGAAAGAAUGGAGAACCCCAGGCGGUCGACAAAAUAAAGGGAAAGGGUCGGACCGAUAUGUACUCGAUCUUUAAGUGGCUCAGAGAGAACCAUGUAGGGUCUAUCCUGAAGGUGACAGUGGUAGAUGACUUGGAACCAUGUCACUCUGAUCAAGCGAUUGAGGCAUGCAUGGCUGGCUUCGACGUCCGUGUGUGGAACUGGUACAAGGUCGAUUUGUCUUGCCAAGUUAUCUUGAAUUCUGCGAGAAACGUGACAAAUGUCACGUUAUACUCCUCAGGAAAUAAUGCUGUCUUGAUGGGGUGGUCCAGUUCAUCCGGGCUUGCUAUGCUUCCGAAACUAAAAGUCGUUCAUAUCAAUGUCCAAGAGGGGCUGGAAAGACCGAAGCGGCUGCAGGCCUAUAUGAAGACGUUCGGGGAAGAACUGAAAAAACAAAAACCCGACGUUGUGUUUACAUGGAAGCGUCACACCCCCAGCCAGAAUUAUGACGACGUGUUCGCUAAGCAGGGGACCGAGAGAAUAACCGAAUCCAAGUGGUGGAAAUCUGUGGAGGAGUUCGGUGCGUUUCUCGAGCAAGCCCAACCAAGUCAUCCCGUUGAUCCCAUAAAAAUUGCUAUCAUUGAUGACGGGAUCAAUACAGCACUGGACAUUUUCUCCGGCAGAAUUCAAGGUGGGGAAUCAUUCGCACCUCUGAGCGAGUUUUCUGGACGCGCUGGAGCUUAUUACGUACCGUCGGGGCCUCACGGAACGUUGAUGGCGCAGCUCAUCUGUAAAGUCUGCCCAGUCGUCAAGCUUUACAUUGCUCAACUCGAAGUGUUACCUGGACAGAACGGUCGGAGGUCUUUCACUCCAGAGUCGGCGACGGAGGCAAUCGAGUGGGCCAUUGAGCGAAAUGUCGAUAUUAUCUCCAUGAGUUGGUCCAUUCGCUCUGAUGACCGUCAACACAAGGGCUUGGAUGAAGCUCUCCAAGACGCCGCCAAUCAGGGCAUCAGCAUGUUCUGUUCUUCCAUUGACGAAGGUCCCACUGCGCCUGACAACACCUAUCCAGGCAAAAACACGAGUUGCAUCAAGAUCGGGGCCGCAACUGCAACCGGUACUGUACUAUCCUGGGUUUCAGAGAGCAAGAGUGACUUCCUCUUGCCUGGAGAAUCUCCGCAGCUCACUCCUGAAACAAAGCUGUGGGGAAAACUAGAGGCGGGUUUGUCCGGAAGCUCGAUCGCCACAGCUGUGGCAGCGGGGAUAGCAGGAGUGUUGAUCUAUUGCGAGAGGUUGCUUGCUCCGCGUGAUCCCCGCGGCCCAGAUCCGCUUAGAGCUUCCAACAACAUGAAAAAUGCCUUCAAGAAUCUGUCCAAGAAUGACAGGAAGUUCGUACCCAUCUGGCGAUAUCUUCCUAAGCUCUCAGAUCAAGAGCAGUUGGUGUUGGACGAGAAGUAUAAUCCUGACAAGACCAAUGAGACGAGAGAGAAACUGAAAGCUUUCAUUGACUCACUCUACCAGGCUGUCUAG